UUUGUUGACUCACACACUCUUUCACUAUAAAACUGAUCUCUACGUUUUUCAAGUUCCUUACAACUACUCUCUCUACCUUUAAUAUUCUUCUUCUUUGAUCUGCAAUUUCUUGUGAAAUUUCUUGUUCACAUCACUGCAAUUAAGAGAACAUGAAGAAAGUGGUGUUGAAAUUGGAGCUAUAUGAUGACAAAGCCAAGCAAAAGGCCAUGAAGAGAGUCUCUGGUCUCACAGGGGUUGAUUCAAUAGCCAUGGAAAUGAAGGACAAGAAGCUGACAGUGACAGGGGACAUAGAUCCAGUGACCAUAGUUGGGAAGCUGAGGAAGAUCUGUCACACAGAGAUAGUCACAGUUGGACCAGCAAAAGAGCCUGAGAAGAAGAAAGAUGAUGGGAAGAAAGAUGAGGCCAAGAAAGAUGAUGGGAAGAAAGGAGAUGAUAAGAAGAAAGAAGAUGCCAAAAAAGAUGAGCAGCUUCUCAAGGCCUACCAGGCAUACCAACAAGCCUAUUAUCAGAGACCCCCCGUGCCCGUCAACUACUACUAUAGAAGUGCCGAGGAGGAUCCCAAUGCUGCUUGUGUCAUCUGCUAAUUGGUUCAUCUUAUGUUAAAAAAAAAAAAAUCUUAUUAGUUUUCAUAAAGGGUAUUGCCUCAAGAAGAGAGCUUUUAUGUACAGUAGAUGGUAAUGGGUUUUAUGUAUUUUGAUUUUUUUUUUUUUUUGGGUUCUAUUAUUUUGGCAUAAUCAAAAUCAAUGUAUGAAUUUACCUUUUGAUAAUAUAUGUAUAAAUGGGGCAUGUUGGUGGCUUUGAGUCAUUGCCUUGAACCUUCAAGUUA
Cornus florida is the source of this 826-nucleotide messenger RNA. Its product is annotated as heavy metal-associated isoprenylated plant protein 39-like. Gene Ontology annotation, molecular function: metal ion binding. The transcript has 3 exons. Lineage: Eukaryota; Viridiplantae; Streptophyta; Magnoliopsida; Cornales; Cornaceae. Bases 150 to 584 code for a protein of 144 amino acids. The record is from RefSeq and is a predicted model, not a curated record.